This is a messenger RNA of Asterias rubens (European starfish), 1709 nucleotides long. RefSeq lists its product as uncharacterized. Gene Ontology annotation, molecular function: DNA binding. The coding region runs from base 157 to 1497 and encodes 446 amino acids. The transcript has 6 exons. NCBI's taxonomy places the organism in Eukaryota, Metazoa, Echinodermata, Asteroidea, Forcipulatida, Asteriidae. The record is from RefSeq and is a predicted model, not a curated record.
AAACUGUAUGUUCACCGGUCGCCAUUACUGCAUUCAUUCAUACAGUAAACCGCAGUUGGAAACUGAACAACGGUCAACCAAUUUCACCCUAGGCUUUCGCUCUGCUCCAUGAAUACCACGAUCCGGAGCCCGGACGACUGAAACACAAAGUACAGAAUGUCCUUGCCAGGCUACCACCCUAUCUGUGUGCUGUUCCAAGGGAACGACAGUGCACUGGAUGGUACAUACCGUCUGGUGUGUCGUCAUCAAGUAAGACAGAGAGACUUCAAUCCAGGUGAUAAUGUUGAAGUUGAUAUGGGAGAUGACAUUGGCCUUGAUGGCAGGGACGAUGAUGAUGUCACAGUCAUCAGUGACCAAGAUGAUGACCAACGAUGGAAAGACGCGAUAGCCCUCGGUGAUGAAAUGGUGAUGUCACUCCUUCGGAAUUUAUGUAAGAAUCAGCCAGCUGGGAAGAAUCCGUGGAGUGCCAGUCACCAAAAGAUAAAGCGAAGGAGAGAUGACGAUGAACGUGCUACCAAAAAGAUUAAAGCUGAACCUGGUAUGGCAGAAUGUACAACAUCCCAAGGAAGAUCAGACAAGGCCGAUAGCAGCCACACAGACCUCCUCCUCCAGAAAGUCUUGUCAGCCGUCCAGUCUCUCCAGCACAGUCAAGACCUUGUCAUGUCAGAGAUGCACACCAUACAACAAACUCAACGUACCUUAAGCAGCCAGGUCACGGCAGUUCAGAAAUCUCUGUCCCACCUCCAGGAGAACGCUAAUAAAGGAAUGGGUUACAGCGCUUCCAGUAACCUCGCGGCGAUGGCGACACCCAUCUCUCUCUACCUCUCGCAGAAUACAACAAGCUCAACUCAACCGACAAACGAGGACAUAUCUUGCCUUGGGAUAUCACAGCCACAGCCGAGCCCAUCCACACAGUCCUCAAGUGACAGCCAGAUUGUGAUCUCAAACCCGACGAGUCAAAACCAAUCUUCCCUGUCAAUAUUCCACACCGAAGAAAGUUUGAAUUCCCUUGCCACAUACCCUGCCCAAGCCAGCCCCUUGUACUCCAUCUCACAAAUUCCUUAUAACUUCCGCUACACAGACGACAAUGAAAGUCAGGUCUUCAUCGGUUACACAGACUCUCCACUGACACUCAGCAAAAAUGAGAUGGACGACAUUAUCUUUAAGACUAACACCCCGGCCUCGUUUGCCUAUCGCCUGACCAGUAAAAUCUUCAGCAAUGAGGAGUUGCUGUUGGGCAACACCACGGGGAAUGCCAGCAAGAAGAGCGGCAAGACCUACAAAAAGCUCAAUCCUACCUACGUCGACAUCAUCCUCAUGGAAGUGGAGUCCAGGUUUCCCUCCUGUCGGAACACCAAAGAAGGCACCAAGAGACUAUUCACGGCGAUCAAUGAAAGGUGUCGAAAUGAAAGGAAGAAAAUGGUGUAUCGAUAUCAAGACCCCAUCUUCAAAAUCUCAAAAACGCAGAGUUUGAGUACAGAAUAUCAAGAUGAUUGAAGACGUCCUGUUAAAAAAGGUAUCAAACUCCAGAAUGGUUUCAAACUUGGUUUGAAAACAUUUUCCCCAUCUGAAUCAUUAACUUCGCAAUGUCCUCCUUAAACAUCAACGGGGUCCCAGGCUUUGACACAAACAAUGGGAGAUAUCCUAGAGGUUUUGGUUCUCCUUAGGAUGGAAGUGUUUAUCAGAGGAUGACAAAAUUACAACCUUAC